UUGAAGUAGCUAAGCAUUUCACAACUUCAAGUUAUAGUUAUACCACUCUCUUUUGCUAGUCUUUCUCUUUCGUUGUGAUCUCUCGUUCAUUGCUUACCACUUCAAUGGCGAUUCCCGUGCUUGAUUUCUCUCAGCUCAAUGGUGAGGAGAGGGCCAAGACACUGGCUCAGAUUGCAAAUGCAUGCGAGGAAUGGGGGUUCUUUCAGCUGGUGAACCAUGGGAUUCCAGAGGAGCUGCUGGAGAGAGUGAAGAAGGUUUCAACCAAGUUCUAUAAGCUGGAGAGGGAAGAGAAUUUCAAGAACUCAAAGCUGGUGAAUUUGUUGGAUGAGACUGGUGAAAGGUUGGAGAAUGUGGACUGGGAAGAUGUCGUUACUCUCUUGGAUGAUAAUGACUGGCCAUCCAAAACACCCGGAUUCGAGGAAACCAUGAAGGAAUACAGAUUUGAGUUGAAGAAAUUGGCCGAAAAGGUCAUGGAAGUAAUGGAUGAAAACUUAGGCUUACCAAAGGGAUACAUCAAGAAGGCAUUCAAUGACGGAGAAGGUGGUGAUAAUGCCUUCUUUGGGACCAAGGUGAGCCACUACCCACCAUGUCCUCACCCCGAGAGAGUGAAUGGUCUUCGAGCUCACACCGAUGCAGGUGGUGUCAUCUUACUGUUUCAAGAUGACAAGGUGGGAGGCCUUCAAGUCCUGAAAGAUGGGGAAUGGGUUGAUGUGCAGCCCUUGCCGAACACCAUUGUCAUCAACACUGGUGAUCAGAUAGAGGUCCUGAGCAAUGGCCGAUACAAGAGUGCUUGGCACCGUGUUAUGAGCUCCACUGACGGGAACAGGCGAUCGAUCGCCUCAUUUUACAAUCCAUCCCUUAGUGCCACCAUAGCUCCUGCACCACAGCUGGUGGAGAAAACAAACCAACAAGUGGAACAAACUUAUCCCAAGUUUGUUUUUGGUGACUACAUGUCUGUUUAUGUUCAGCAAAAGUUCCUCCCCAAAGAACCCAGGUUCCAAGCUGUAAGGGCCAUGUAACAGCCGGAAGAUAAGAAGUUAAAAAACUGAGAUUAAUUUUUUUUUUUUUUUUGCUUUUGUCUUACCUUUUACUUUUCGU
Molecule: messenger RNA, 1098 nt
Organism: Theobroma cacao (cacao)
Lineage: Eukaryota; Viridiplantae; Streptophyta; Magnoliopsida; Malvales; Malvaceae
Product: 2-oxoglutarate (2OG) and Fe(II)-dependent oxygenase superfamily protein
Source: RefSeq, a predicted model, not a curated record